GCUAAAAAAUGGAGAUGAAUGUUAGGAAAAUGGUUUCACGACCUGUAGGAGAAUCACGUAAACCUUCAUUUCGUCGCGUGAGAGAAUGUGAUCCUUUUAUCCGUUCACGGUCCUGGUUUUGUCUGCGGAACAUUAAAAGAGUAUCGGGUUCGCAAAGAUAAUUUUUGACUGUCGUUUUAUCAUUGAUUUUGUCGCCAACCUGUAGUCUAAAAAUUGUUUGUUCUUUGCAACAAACCUUUCAUCUCUCCAUUUUGUUAGACUUAAUCGCACUCAUUUUAAUCUCUUGUAUACUCUCUAUUGCAAUUCCGUAGCAUUGCAUUUCUUUUGUCGAAAAUAUUUAGAAUCAAAUUAUGUCAUACGUGUAAUUUUGUCAAUGUACUACAUUGUUCUGUUAAUUGUCCUAUUCGGCUUGUUAUCGCUCGAUUUUCUCAACAACUAGUCAAGAUUGUUAUGUAAACGCUUAAUGGCGCCGUGUUUGAUGUCUGGCUAUGCCGACAAGUUUCGUUGCGGCCAGGUCGACUAUGAAUAUAGCAUUGUUUUCCGCUCUGCCCGUCACCACAUGACUCUUGGGUUCCAAAGAAGCUUCAAAAUUCUACUCAAUGAAGAAACUAGGAAUAGUGCUGGGCAUUAGUGGUUGAAAUUGUGUGUCUUGGCGUACGUGACACGCGAUAGAGAAGGUCGUACAAAAGCGUGAUCCAGUGGGUGUAGGGUACACUUAGUUGGUGUUGAUGAUGAAGGCGGCUGGAUCUAUCGGAAACAUGGCUUCUUUUCCAUCGACCAUUUGUUACCUGUGGGUGCUAUCUAUGCUGUGUUCGUGUCUCUGGUUUGAAUUUGGCGCGGCCUAUUCUGCUGGAGCUCCGGUUACUUCGUGUUCUACCAUGAAACCCGAUCAUGGAUCACCAUCAAACAACCCCAGUCCUUUCGAAAGUCUUACUAGCCAGACGGAAAUCUGUUCUAACGAGAGCGUGAUACUCACCAUCCAAUCCUCAACGUCCAAGACUUUUAAAGGAUUCUUAAUUAUGGGUUUUGAUGCUGCCACGGAUUCUGUUAUUGGAACAUUUAAUGUUGAUUUGAGCCAGGGUCAGAGCCAAACUCUUAAAUGUUUUGACACAUAUGAUACUGCUGCUACGCACCGGUCGUCAACUGGAAAGAAAUUGGUUACAGUCGAGUGGAUUCCACCAGUGGAUUUUGAAGGUGUCGUCAUAUUCAAAACUACAUUUGCCGAAUCAAAGUCUACGUAUUGGGACAAACAGAUUUCUCCGGAAGUCAAGGUUACCCGCUUGGAUACGGCAGUUUCCUCAACAAUUGAUCCACUCAUAACUACGGAGAAACCCGCGGCACCAAAUGUUUACGAAGGAUGCGGAAUUUCCAAAGGAUGUAUUGCUACGCCAAGCGGAUGCAUCAACUUGAAGACUUGCUCGAUGAUGACAACCUACCAGAAACUAAACGACGACUAUCUUCAGCUGGAGAUUUACGGCCAGAUAACAGGAGAUGAAUAUGUGGCUGUUGGAUUCUCAACAGAUCGCAAAAUGGGGGACGAUAGUGUGGUAGAAUGUGUCAACAACAGAAAUACUUUGAAGGCCUAUCCAUCGUUUAAUACUCCGGAUAAGAGUAAUGCGAGGAUUGAACCGCAACAAUUGCCAGGAUUUAAUUUGACUUCGUCGGCCUUUAUCGAUGGCUUCAUUCACUGCAAAUUUCAGUAUCCAAUCCGUUAUGCAAUAAAUGGCAUUGAUUUUGAUUUAAGUAAACCUCAUUACCUGCUGAUGGCGAGUGGUCCAACCGGCGACUACAACAUUCAAGAACAUUCCACAGAAGAAAGUAGCAGUUCAUCGCUAACAAUUACAACUGCCUUGAACAUUCAGUAUUUCACUGAAGCUUCAAGAGUGUUGAAGCAGUUACAUGGGUCCUUCAUGGUUAUUGCCUGGCUUAUGGCCGCCUCCGUAGGAAUGUUAAUGCCACGCUACAUGAAAAAGACUUGGGUCGGCAAAAAGUUUAUGAAAAAGGAUCUCUGGUUUGUGUGCCACCAAGGAUUGAUGGUGCUGGCCUGGACUCUGACGGUGAUCGGCUUCAUCAUCAUUUUCGUCGACGUUGAUGGCUGGGUGUCCGAGUCCGUCUCCGAGAAUCCCCAUCCGCUUAUCGGAUGCAUCACCACUGUUUUGGCCUUCAUCCAACCGUUCAUGGCCUUAAUGAGACCCAUGCCCAACGCUCCGAAUCGAUACAUUUUCAACUGGGCCCAUAUGCUCGUCGGAUACUCUGCCCAUAUCUUAGCUAUUACCUGCAUCUUUCUGGCCGUCGAAAUGGAAGAGGCGGAAUUACCUUAUGAAACUUACUGGAUCUUGACGGCCCACAUUUGCUGCUACGUGGGCGCGCAUCUCCUUUUGACCUAUCUAGCGAACAGAAAUAACAGGAAUCCUGGUGCUGUUUCAAAGGAAGGCUCUCCUAAAGACGACAAGGGCUCGUCGUUAAGGAAAGGAAUUCUAGCAGGAUAUGUUUGCGUUGUCGUCGGUUUAGGAAUUGCCGUCAUUGCCUUUAUCGCUGGGGCGUAACAACCACGUUAUAUGUUAAGUUUUUGAAUGUUAAUUAUCGCACAAAUGCUCACAAAUUGAUUGCUUAUUCCGUUACAGUUUUUUUUAA
Daphnia pulex (common water flea) is the source of this 2634-nucleotide messenger RNA. RefSeq names its product putative ferric-chelate reductase 1 homolog. Gene Ontology annotation, molecular function: oxidoreductase activity, acting on metal ions. The coding region runs from base 729 to 2546 and encodes 605 amino acids. The transcript has 15 exons. The record is from RefSeq and is a predicted model, not a curated record. NCBI's taxonomy places the organism in Eukaryota, Metazoa, Arthropoda, Branchiopoda, Diplostraca, Daphniidae.